GGAACUACAGGCGCCCGCCACCACGUCCGGCUAAUUUUUUUGUAUUUUUAGUAGAGACGGGGUUUCACCGUGUUAGCCAGGAUGGUCUCGAUCUCCUGACCUCGUGAUCCACCCGCCUUGGCCUCCCAAAGUGCUGGGAUUACAGGCGUGAGCCACCGCGCCCGGCCUUCCAGGGGCAUAUUUCUAUCAGUCUCUACUUGGAUGUAGCUAAACUUCCCCAGUCUUGGAAGUUAGGACAAUCUAAAUCUGUGUUAAGGCUCAGAGCUGCGAAGAGCGAGUGUUCAUUACCUGAUGGUAUAUAUCCGCGUUUUGGACACCCUCUCCUGCGCACGCGGGGUUAAGUAAGUCACUGAAAAACCUAGUCUCACAGGAGUGGGGCUUAGUCCAUCACUUCCUCAUUUCUCAAGCUCUGCAUAACCUGGCUUGGACAAACCUGAUAGGUUUCCACAAACGGCUUCAGCUGUGGAUGAGGAAGGCUUCCGCUGGGGGGGAAGAUACAGAGGGGACAAGAUGAUCGUUUUCAUUAGUUGAGCUAUUUUCCUCGUUUUACAAAUAGUGGGGAGCAAAGAACGGAUGGACUUCCCCCUUUGCAGCUUGUUGUCUGGUGCCCGAAAGGCCAAAGUGAGGGGCAUUUGAGAAAAGUGCGAGGCAGGUUUUCCCAUAGAAGUCCUACCACAUGAAAUGAGAAAAAAACAAUUCUCAGGAACAGCCAAGUUUGCCUUUCUCUGGUCUUUCAUUGUUGAAGCCACCUGCUUCCCCCUCCUGCUGCGGCGGCGGAGGCUCUAGGCGGAAGCGCCAAGCGGCGGAAAAGACCACCAGAGGUGAGAACUCUCAGCGCUACAGCUGCUGGGGCCGGCCGCACCCGGGGCCCCUCGGAAGGGCGGGGCUUCCCCGCAGGGAGGGGCGGGGCGGGGCGGGGUGGGGCGGAGCGCUCUAUCCGCCCUCCCAGUCGCCCGACUGCGCAUGGCACGUUGCGUACUCCCCUCCCAGCAACCGGCCUGGCGGCGGCGCGGCCGUAAAACUGAGGAGGCGGAGCCAAGACGGUCGGGGCUACUUGCUAACUCCAGGAACAGGUUUAAGUUUUUGAAACUGAAGUAGGUCUACACAGUAGGAACUCAUGUCGUUUCUUACCAAUGAUGCGAGCUCAGAGUCAAUAGCAUCCUUCUCUAAACAGGAGGUCAUGAGUAGCUUUCUGCCAGAGGGAGGGUGUUACGAGCUGCUCACUGUGAUAGGCAAAGGAUUUGAGGACCUGAUGACUGUGAAUCUAGCGAGGUACAAACCAACGGGAGAGUAUGUGACUGUACGGAGGAUUAACCUAGAAGCUUGUUCCAAUGAGAUGGUAACAUUCUUGCAGGGCGAGCUGCAUGUCUCCAAACUCUUCAACCAUCCUAAUAUUGUGCCAUAUCGAGCCACUUUUAUUGCAGACAAUGAGCUGUGGGUUGUCACAUCAUUCAUGGCAUAUGGUUCUGCAAAGGAUCUCAUCUGUACACACUUCAUGGAUGGCAUGAAUGAGCUGGCGAUCGCUUACAUUCUGCAGGGGGUCCUGAAGGCCCUCGACUACAUCCACCACAUGGGCUAUGUACACAGGAGUGUCAAAGCCAGCCACAUCCUGAUCUCUCUGGAUGGGAAGGUCUACCUGUCUGGUUUGCGCAGCAACCUCAGCAUGAUAAGCCAUGGGCAGCGGCAGCGAGUGGUCCACGAUUUUCCAAAGUACAGUGUCAAGGUUCUGCCGUGGCUCAGCCCCGAGGUCCUCCAGCAGAAUCUCCAGGGUUAUGAUGCCAAAUCUGACAUCUACAGUGUGGGAAUCACAGCCUGUGAACUGGCAAACGGCCACGUCCCCUUUAAGGAUAUGCCUGCCACCCAGAUGCUGCUAGAGAAACUAAACGGCACAGUGCCCUGCCUGUUGGAUACCAGCACCAUCCCUGCCGAGGAGCUGACCAUGAGCCCUUCGCGCUCAGUGGCCAACUCUGGCCUGAGUGACAGCCUGACCACCAGCACCCCACGGCCCUCCAAUGGCGACUCGCCUUCCCACCCCUACCACCGAACCUUCUCCCCCUACUUCCACCACUUUGUGGAGCAGUGCCUUCAGCGCAACCCGGAUGCCAGGCCCAGUGCCAGCACCCUCCUGAACCACUCUUUCUUCAAGCAGAUCAAGCGACGUGCCUCAGAGGCUUUGCCUGAAUUGCUUCGUCCUGUCACCCCCAUCACCAAUUUUGAGAGCAGCCAGUCUCAGGACCAUAGUGGAAUCUUUGGCCUGGUAACAAACCUGGAAGAGCUGGAGGUGGAUGAUUGGGAGUUCUGAGCCUCUGCAAACUGUGCGCAUUCUCCAGCCAGGGACGCAGAGGCCCUUCCUGAGGGCUGGCCACAUUCCCGCCCUCCUGGGCAGAUUGGGUAGAAAGGACAUUCUUCCAGGAAAGUUGGCUGCUGACUGAUUGGGAAAGAAAUCCUGGAGAGACACUUCACUGCUCCAAGGCUUUUGGGACACAAGGAAAUCUCAACAAGCAGGGAUCAAGAGGGUCCAAAGCCGACAUUCCCAGUCCUAUGAGCUCAGGUGACCUCCUCUACAGAAGGAAGAGAUGCUGCUCUAGCUCUGGGAGCCGAAUUCCAAGCCCAGGGUUUGACUCCUUAACCCUGAGGACCGCCACCUCUUCCCAAUGCUUGCGACCAGCCUCAUUCUACUUAACUUUGCUCUCAGAUCCUAUAGGUCAGUGAAAGGGCAAGUAGUAAGCUACCUGCCUCCCUUCCCCCAGACCUCUCCCUCAUAAUUCCAGAGAAGGGUAUUUCUGUCUGUUUAAGCACGGACUAAGGCUGGGACAGUCCAUCCUUAUCCCUUUUCUGGCUUGGGCCCUGACACCUAAGUCUUUCCCACGGUUUAUGUGUGUGCCUCAUUCCUUUCCCACCAAGAAUCUAUCUUAGCGCCUCCUGCCAGCUGCCCUGGUGCUUUCUCCAAGGGCCAUCAGUGUCUUGCCUAGCUUGAGGGCUUAAGUCCUUAUGCUGUGUUAGUUUCGUUAUCAGAACAAAUUAAAAUUUCCAGAGACCCUGCUGG
This is a messenger RNA of Cercocebus atys (sooty mangabey), 3046 nucleotides long. RefSeq names its product STE20-related kinase adaptor alpha (gene STRADA). Lineage: Eukaryota; Metazoa; Chordata; Mammalia; Primates; Cercopithecidae. The transcript has 11 exons. Bases 1118 to 2302 code for a protein of 394 amino acids. Gene Ontology annotation, molecular function: ATP binding; protein serine/threonine kinase activator activity; protein kinase activity. The record is from RefSeq and is a predicted model, not a curated record. Gene Ontology annotation, biological process: protein phosphorylation.